Aspergillus neoniger CBS 115656 is the source of this 2240-nucleotide messenger RNA. RefSeq names its product sex-determining protein fem-1. Gene Ontology annotation, molecular function: protein binding. The record is from RefSeq and is a predicted model, not a curated record. Lineage: Eukaryota; Fungi; Ascomycota; Eurotiomycetes; Eurotiales; Aspergillaceae. The transcript is spliced from 2 exons. The coding region runs from base 180 to 2240 and encodes 686 amino acids.
CUUGUUUGCAACUUUCAGGGACACCAUGAUCGGAGAUCAUCUAGACAGCUAGUCUGAAUCAAGUAGUCACUAAAGCACAGCUGCGGGUCUCGUCACCUGACAGUGGGGGCUGGAUUGUAAGUGACUUGUCAUCACCUAGCGCUCAUUGUCUGUUUUUUGUAUCAUCGUCUGCAUCUACAAUGACAUCGCUUGAAGUCGAGGGUCCAAACUCUGGCUCCCAAACUGAGACCAGCGGUAGCAUUCAAUGUACCUUUGAUCAGCGUUCAAGCUCUCGAGACGAGAGAGUAACAAGGUUUCUAGGUCUGCUCAACACUUGUCCCUACGAGGACCGGAAAAACAGAAAUGAUAGACGAGUUCCGGGAACCUGCGAAUGGUUCACAACGCAUCCGAAAUUCACCCAUUGGCAACAGUGUCCAAGUCAUGAACUCGCCGGUCUACUAUGGGUCUCAGCUGAUCCAGGUUGUGGCAAGUCAGUCUUAACAAAGUACCUGGUAGAUGAGGUCCUUGUUGGCAAUGAGCAGCAGACCGUGUGCUAUUUCUUCUUUAAAGAUGACUUCCCGGAUCAAAGAAAUGCAGUCAGUGCACUGUCAGCUAUCUUACACCAAAUCUUUCUUGCACAGCCGCAGCUUCUAUCAGAUGAAGACGUAAAUAGAGUGCAUAAUCAUGGAGCAAAGCUUCUCCAGUCAUUUCACAUCUUAUGGGAUUUACUCAUGUCUGUGUCUGCUCAGGCAACGGUGGGAGAAAUUAUUUGCAUUCUGGAUGCAUUGGAUGAGUGCCGAGAUCGGGAUGAAUUUAUCGAAGCUGUCAACAAGUUUUACCAAGGACUCUACAAAGACCGGAAGUUGAAAUUCUUGAUGACAAGCAGACCAUAUCCUCACAUAGAGCAUCGAUUUCGGGAGCUGGAAACCGAACUACCGAUAAUUCACCUAAGUGGGAAUGGCGAGGAAGAGGUCCAGCAAGUUUCCCGUGCAAUAGACCUUGUUAUUAGCAAAAGAGUGAGCGACAUUGGUGAACAGAGAUCACUGGAAAAAGAUGAAUGCGAUAUUCUGGAACAGCAGCUGACUGCGGUUGAGAAUCGAACAUAUUUAUGGGUCAGUCUCGCCUUGGACGUACUCGAAAAUAUGCCGGAUUUCACAAAGGGAAAGAUCCGACAGGUGGUACAGCUUCUUCCUACAACUGUUGACAGUGCCUACGAGAGAAUCCUGGAUUGGAGCUCUAAUAAGGAGAAAGCCAAAGUUCUUCUUCAUAUGAUUACUGCUGCUGUACGCCCUUUCUCCUUGGAAGAGCUAUCUAUUGCCUGGGCAAUACACAGCAAUCCGGAUGACACGACUCUCAGUUCUAUAAGUGAUGACAUGAAACCAAAGGAGAGAUUCAGAAAGACCUUGAGGGAUCUGUGUGGACGUAUUGUAGUUGUUCUAGAUGAGAAGAUUUGUCUUCUGCAUCAAACUGCGAAGGAAUAUUUGGUCCAGAGCACCAAAUCCACAGUGAAUGAUUGCACCUCUCGUGUCACAGGAAGGAAAGGUGCACUCAUACCAGAAGAAUCGAAUAGAAUCCUUGCGCACAUAUGCAUCUCAUGGCUACCAAGAAUAACUGCUGCUCAACGGAAUAUCGAGCGAGGGGACUUCGAUGAGUAUUCCUCAUGCCAUUGGGUUACCCACUACCACCAAGCAAAUGUACAAGAUGGAAGCAUACUGAUCAUGCGCGCGCAGUCAGUCUGUAACCCAAGCUCUGAUGUGUAUCCAGUAUGGUCCAAGCUCUAUAAAUCUGAGGGAAACUAUCUUCCUGGGGGUGAUUCAAGCCUGCUCAUCGCAUCAUUCUUAGGCCUAACUGGUGUGGUGAAGCUUCUGCUUGCAUCAGACUCUAAAGAUUCUGAUCGCCAGCACCCACUGUCCCGGGCAAAGUCAACGAUGAAGCAUCUGCUUAGAACAAAAAGGAUGAAAAUAAACUCCAGGGAUCCAGUGGAAGGCCUGACCCCGCUGUCCUGGGCAGCCAAGAAUGGCCAUAAGGAAGUAGUGAAGCUUCUGCUUGGAACAGGAAAGGUGAAUGUUGACUGUAAGGAUUCAUAUAACGCGACUCCUCUGUCAUGGGCAGCUAUGCAUGGCCAUGAGAAAGUUGUAAAACUUCUGCUUGACACAGGAAAGGUGGACGUUAACUAUAAGGGUUCGGAUGAUCAGACUCCUCGGGAAUGGGCGGCCAUAUAUGGCCAUGAGGAGGUUAUAAAGCUUCUCGAAAAUUACUAA